This is a messenger RNA of Mycosarcoma maydis (corn smut), 1029 nucleotides long. RefSeq lists its product as uncharacterized. The record is from RefSeq and is a predicted model, not a curated record. The transcript has a single exon. Bases 1 to 1029 code for a protein of 342 amino acids. Lineage: Eukaryota; Fungi; Basidiomycota; Ustilaginomycetes; Ustilaginales.
AUGCCACGCCUAGAAACCAGCUCUGGCUGGUCGCGCUUCAAGGAGGAUGUCAAGACACUCUUUUCGCCUAGCACAGGACCGAUAUCUGCUCGCUCUGCCAUUCUCAAACAUCUCCUGCUGCGGUCGGUGCGCAUCUCACUUGUCGGUUCGUCUUCGCCUUCCAACGCGCCGUUGCUACCGCUUCGGAUUCGACCCGCCUUUGUGCUGCUCAACAUCCUUGAUCUCAUCCUUCUCGGCAUCCUGGGCUUCCAUCCGCGCGGUCAAACGUGGAUUCGGAUCAACGACAAGAUCCUGCACUUUAUUUGCUUCUUCCUGGCCACCGCCAUGUUCUACAUGAUUUGGGACGUAGACGAGCCGGCGCGCACAAGUCGUCUUUGGCGCAAUGCAUCCUUGUUGCUCACUGGCAUAACGUGCUUCUUGGUAGGCGGUAUUGGUAGCGAGAUCGUGCAGAGUCUGCUGCCGUACAAGGUGUUUCAGAUCGGCGAUAUCGUAGCAAAUCUGUUGGGGAGCUCGUUGGGUCUCUUCUUCAGCUAUCAUAUGGAGAAGAGGUAUCGAGCACGGCGAGAGCUGGAACGGCUGUAUGCGCCGCUCGAUAUCGAGGAAUAUGGAGACCUGGACGAGGACGAGUGCGACGAGGGCCAAGAGUUGGGCGAUGUCAGCGAUCGUGGUACGCAGGCAGGAGCGCAGAGAGGGCUGAGAUCGAGCUUGAAACAGAACAACAACCGAGAUGCGAGCAACGUAGCGGCCAGCGGCAAGAAAAAGACUCGGUUCGAUGAUAGCAACAUCUGGGAUGACAGCGUUGAUGGGAUCGUUCCAGGAACGUCACAGCAGCGUUCUGUUUCUGCAAAUUCACUGGCGCCGAGCCAACUCACACCAACGUCGACGGCUGCGACACCAGUCUCGAAGCAACAUCUGUUCUCCAUCGAUGAUGAUGAGGAUGACGACGAUGACGACGACGACAAUAAAAAGUCAUCUGCACCCACAGACGCCGACGACAAAGGCAAUGUAUGGAAGCAGACAGAUUCGUGA